Molecule: messenger RNA, 243 nt
Organism: Caenorhabditis auriculariae
Lineage: Eukaryota; Metazoa; Nematoda; Chromadorea; Rhabditida; Rhabditidae
Source: the annotation of a GenBank genome assembly
AUGGCUUGGCUCAGGCCCGCUGCGGCUUCCUCAGCUGGCUCCGCCUCCUCCGUCUUCUCCACCUCCGAAAAACCUCGCCACGACUCUCCUCACGCCUACGGUACCCUCUGCUCUCUCUCCCUGAAUCCCACUGGCAUCUCUUGCCCGACUCUAAGAAUAGAGGGUGGUACGCCUCCGCAGUAUCAAGCGGUCCACUUUGGGACUGUUCGGACUGUAGUUGUGCCUGAAACUGGUAGAAAAUGA